Neurospora hispaniola is the source of this 2125-nucleotide messenger RNA. RefSeq lists its product as uncharacterized. The transcript has a single exon. The record is from RefSeq and is a predicted model, not a curated record. Bases 134 to 1762 code for a protein of 542 amino acids. NCBI's taxonomy places the organism in Eukaryota, Fungi, Ascomycota, Sordariomycetes, Sordariales, Sordariaceae.
UCGCGGGACUAGAUGUGGAUUGGGAUUGUAAUGGGGUAUAUAGGUUCAGGGUAUCACUUGAACCAUUACCGUCACUGUCAUCUCCAUUUCGCUUUUUGUCGUCUUAAAGAAAGAACCUCGUCCAAAAGUCCCGAUGAACGGCUUCCGCCACCUAGCCCACGAAGCAGCUGGUCUGCCCACCUCCAACCUUGACCUCGACCACAACUCUGAUCCCGACACCUGGCCGCCUAUCCUCUCUUUCAACAACUCUGAACCGCUCAUCCAGGAAUUCGGUAUCGUCUCCUGGCCCGAUUCCACUUUCACCUCCUGGGGCAUUUCCACUAUCCCCCAAUCUCUCCUCAAAUCCCGCGCCCUCGAGGACUUACUCACGAAACCAACCCCACUUCUACCUCUUCCCCCCUCCACUUCCGGUUCCUCCUCCCGCCCUCAACCCCCAUCGUCUUCCAAACCCCCUUCAAUCUCCAGCACCACCACCACCACCUCCGCUGAUAUCAAACCCAAACCCAACCCCAAAGCCUUCCUCCGCCUCCUACACAUCCCCCACUCCCCCCACCGCUCCUCCUCCCUCCUCAUACCCCCUCCCCUCCUCCUCCUCCUUUUUCGCCAUCUCAACCUCGACCCCCACGCCCUUUACCUCCACCACACCCACACACCCGGCUUGCACGUUCUCAACUGCCACAGCCACAGCUCUACUUCCUCUUCUUCCUCCCAGGGAAAACUCGGGCCGUCAGAUGAACAGACACAAAGGUUCUACAUGCGCUCCAACGACGUUACCACCAUCUGGAGCUACAACGUCUUGCGCAGAGUUACACUGGGUAUCUGUCUAGUGGACGAAAGGAUGAAGUACAAGUUUGCCGUUGUCAAGCAUCAUAUUUGGGAGUUCCGAGAUGUGUUGGCGGGUGCGGGGGGGUGUGUGGUGGUGGUGGCGGAUGUGGCGAGGGGUGUUGUUUGGAGGGGUGAUGAUGUCUCUGGACAAGGGGGGAGGGAAGAAAAUGGGAGGGAGAUGAAAAUGAAGAACGCCAGGGAUGGGGAAGAAGAACAACAAGGGGCAAAGGCCUCGGAUGAAAUAUACACGGACGCAAUGGAAUUGUCGCCGGUGUUGAUGGAGACGCUGUCGAGACGGUGUAGAGAGCUGGGAAGGGUGGUCACCAAGGCGCAGGAGGCCAAGUCGGCGCUUAGAUUGGCGUUGCGGAUGGCGAGGCAGCUGAAGGGGCGGAAACUUUGGCGAAGACUGACUUUUGGUGCUGAUGCUGUGGAUCCUGUUACGGAGGAAGCGAAUGCCGAGAUUCGUCUUGUGGUUCGCGAGCUUAUUAUUCCUCAACUUAAAGCUCGUAUCUUUGGUUGGACUUGUCGCCAGAAAGAGGCAGUGGUGUGGACCAACGUGCUUAUGGCGAGAAUCUCGCGCACUGAUGCAUCUACAAACCACCGAGAGGCCUCCUCUAUGCGUGUCAUAGCCGUCAUGACCAUGGCUUUUCUGCCGGCGACUUUCUUUGCUACGCUUUUUGCGUUGCCGGCUUUCAGGUGGGAGGCUGUCGACGGUUAUGACUCUCCGGGUCGAGGGGGCGGAGAAGGCGGAGGUGGAGGUGGUGGAAGAGGAGAAGGAGACGGGGUUGUUCAAAAGAGUUUCUGGAUCUGGGUAGCGUUUUCGGUACCCAUGACGGUGGUGGUGUUUCUGGUUUGUAGUGUCACAAGCUCAACGUGGUGGCUGGAAUGGCGGAAGGAGUGGUGGAGGAAGUUGCGGCCUAGGAGAAGGAGGUGGUGACUUGCUAUUCGGGGCUGUGUGAACACUCAGCUGUCUAAGGGCUUUGCGUCCUUCAAAUAUUUUGAUCCGGGCAUAGAUGCCGCUUAUUUUCUCCAGAGCACAUUUUCACUUUAGUCUUUCUCCAUGUGUCAUAUGGCGACCCCGUGUCUGUCCAAUGAAGUGUACCCUAUACCCAAAUCAGCGUCAUGUUUGGAAGCGUAUCCCUCGCUUUGUUAUCUGAGUUGUUGAAAACGACUCCAUUUUCGAGACAGAUAGCAAUGUCGAGUAGCGACGUUGAGAUUUCGUGAUCAUGGUAUACCCAAUGAGCUGGAAGUGGGUAUUUUUGAGGCUCAGCUGCGCCACGGCUUUAGUUGGGGCUGAUCU